AUGAAUGUGUGGCUAACACCCUCAUCAUCACUCUCCUCUCAUCACCUUCAUCUACCAAUUAUUCCCACUAAGCUUAACCUGCACAACACCCUCCUUGCAACUACACUCUCCUUUGGUUUAUUCUUUUCUCCCUUCUCUUCUUCUUCUUCUUCUGCCUCUGCUCUUCAAUCCCCUACCCUUCCAAUCCCUCUUUCUGCUUCCUCCCAAUCAUGCCGUGAUGUUGAGGGAAGAGAUGUGAUGCUUCCAACUGCUCCUCAAGUUGUUACCAAUGAAGGACUUGUUCAGGAAGCUUGGCAGAUUGUUAAUGAUGACUUUCUUGACACUGCUCCUCACCGUUGGUCUCAAGAUACCUGGCAGCUGAAGAAGAAUGAUAUUUUGAGCAAUUCCAUUCAGACAAGGUCAAAGGCACACCAAAUCAUCAAACGAAUGCUGGUCAGUUUAGGUGAUCCAUAUACAAGGUUUCUUUCACCAGAGGAGUUCUCCAAGAUGGCGAGGUAUGACAUGACUGGUAUUGGAAUAAACCUUAGGGAAGUUACUCAAGACAAUGGAGACCACAGGCUGAAGGUAUUGGGAUUAAUAUUGGACGGUCCUGCAUAUUCUGCUGGUGUAAGACAGGGGGAUGAAAUAUUGGCAGUCAAUAACAUGGAGGUAAAGGAAAAAUCAGCAUUUGAAGUAUCAUCCCUGUUGCAAGGCCCUAACGGAACAUCCGUGACUAUUCAGGUCAAGCAUGGAAACUGUGGACCUGUUGAAUCAAUAGAAGUUCAGCGGCAAUUUGUGGCUCGCACACCUGUCUCGUACCGGAUGGAACAGGCUGACAGUGGUGCUGCUCAUGUUGGGUACAUCCGCCUCAAGGAGUUCAAUGCAUUGGCUCAAAAAGAUUUAGUCACUGCAAUGAAGCGACUUCAAGAUAUGGGUGCCUCAUAUUUUGUAUUGGAUCUUAGAGAUAAUCUUGGUGGGCUCGUGCAGGCUGGAAUAGAAAUUGCAAAGCUUUUCUUAAACGAAGGAGACACGGUCAUCUACACUGCUGGAAGAGACCCCCAGUUCCAGCAAGCUGUUGUUUCAGAUACUUCACCAUUGAUUCGUGCUCCUGUUGUUGUUUUGGUGAAUGACAAAACUGCUAGUGCAAGUGAAAUAGUUGCUUCUGCACUCCAUGAUAAUUGUAGAGCUGUUCUCGUUGGAAAACGCACAUAUGGCAAGGGCUUAAUCCAAUCUGUAUUUGAGCUUCAAGAUGGGUCUGGUGUGGUUAUUACUGUUGGGAAGUAUGUAACACCAAAGCACAAGGACAUAAAUGGCAACGGAAUAGAACCCGAUUUCCAGAAACUUCCAGCUUGGGAUGAUAUCAGUCAACAUCUUUCAAAAUGCAGUAUGCUUCAGCAAGGAUAA
Vicia faba (fava bean) is the source of this 1383-nucleotide messenger RNA. NCBI's taxonomy places the organism in Eukaryota, Viridiplantae, Streptophyta, Magnoliopsida, Fabales, Fabaceae. The record is from the annotation of a GenBank genome assembly.